AUGGUCGACCCUCUGACGAGGUACAUGGGUACCGUAGGCUCGAGCGUACAAGAGGCGUGGCUUGUCAUCCCCAAUUCUGUCACUGCUCUGCAGAACAUGGCCUCAAUCGACUUCACCCCUCUUACCCAGAUCGAGGUAUUGCACCUCGAGGGGCUGCUGAUAACUCACCAGAACAGCCCACAGCCGCUCGAGGCGUUCUUCCAAAAGCUUUUCGCAGAGCUCUGCUCCUCACCCACUGAUCAUUCAGAAACCUGUCGCCCAUCCCUGCAACGCAUGUCAAUCUCACUCACAGUUGACACAAAGCACGGCGCGCACUCAUUCUUCGGCAUACCUGACUACGUGCUCCUGCAGCCGUUUACGUGGUUUGGGCUGCCUUCGAUCAUCGAGGAGGCGUUUAGCUCGGUGGCAGCAUCCUUAAUCUCAUCCUCUUCCUCUUCCUCGUGGAAUCCAUCUCCCCUGCUACCAACUUCAUCGUCUCUAGACCUUCUCAAAGACCUGCAGGUUGAGCUGAAGUUGAAGGCACCAAGUAUCGCAGCCUCCCAGAGGAGUUUGUCGGAAGAGUACGUGCGUGAAGGUGUCUGGAAGGGAUUUGAGGAGCGAGGAAAGCUUCAGGUUGUGUUCGUCGAUGAGGAUAGCGAUCGAGGAAGGGGCAGCCUAUAA
Cyclocybe aegerita is the source of this 660-nucleotide messenger RNA. The record is from the annotation of a GenBank genome assembly. NCBI's taxonomy places the organism in Eukaryota, Fungi, Basidiomycota, Agaricomycetes, Agaricales, Hemipholiotaceae.